GUAAAAGUGAAACCUGCAACUGUCACCUCUGUCGGAUUUCUACCACUGAACAAUCAUGGGUUUAAUUUUAAGGAUACUUAUUUACUUGUAUCUAUAUGCAGGUAUGCAGUGUGCCCAUCAGUUCUCAUGGCUGCCCUGUCAGUUCAUAGAUGAACGUGUGUUUGUGAAUAGUGAGGAUCACACUGAGACCGAGCUGAUCCACAGAAAAGCUAUGCUGCAGUUUGGCCAAAAAGAAGACACUCCUAUUAAUCCAGAUGCCAUCACAUUCCUGGUCAUUGGAUCUAAGUUGGAAAUGCGGCGGUAUCUGGAGGGUGUGGAAGCAGACCAGCUGAAGUGUGAGAUACGUAGGUACAGCACAGCAGGCAUCCAUGUCCGCUGGCCUGUAAAGGGGACAAAGGAGUAUAACCGCUGGUUCACUUGCACCUUGAAACACAUCAAGGGCCUGUUCACUGCCACCAGCUUCCUCAGACACCCAUCUGAUCAACCGCCCUCUGGACGGCCGGACUACCACAGUUGGUCUCCUAUCAGCGACACAGAGAUGCUCAUCACAACAGUUACCAUGGUCAUGACAACUCAAUCUCCAUCAGUGAAAGCAGAACUGGGGUCCCAGAUAAAACUGCACUGCCAGUUUUUCCUUGAUCACAAAGCACCAAACGUCACCGUGGAGUGGCACUUGCAACGUCCUGGUACAAGAACCCAACUCUUUAUGCACAACAGCCGCUCAGGGCAGAGCCAGGGGACUGGAGUUAGGCUGACAAGCCUCAUUGAAGGGGACGCUUCUUAUACACUCCUCUCCUCUGAGAUGGGCAGUGAAGGGACGUAUGUUUGUUCAGUGUCAGUGAUGCCACUGUCCACCAGUCUGGAUAUAAAGCUGCAUGUCCAAGAGCGUCCCCAGGUCUCCCUCAACAUUGGACCUAUUCUGUCACUGCAGGAGGGCUCAGUGCAGAGGGUGGUUUGUGCGGCAGAGAGGUUUUACCCUCUGGAUGUCGACAUAAUUUGGUACCAGCAUGACCCGGCAGUGGCAGGCCAGAGACCUCCUCCCGCUAAGAUGCUGCAUGAACUGUCCAGCCACAAAAGCAACUCGGACAAGACCUUCUCGAGCUCAGCUUACUUCUUCUUAGAGGCUUUAGUCGGGGACUCGGGCAGUCUGUUUACAUGCAGUGUCUCUCAUCAGUCCCUGCACGAGCCCAUCAGAAAGAGUUUCACUCUGCAUGUUAAAGAACACAUCAGUUGGCUGUUUUACGUCACUCGCAUCAUGGUGGUCUUACUGUUGCUCUACCUUGUUAUCAGGCUGGUCUACUGGGGCUUAGGAAAAUAUCAGGUGCAGAACAAAAUAUACUGAGCAGCCCUGACGGAAUGACCAGAACAUCUUGAAGACCAGUAAAGGCAGAUUGUCCACUUCUGCUGUCAGAAUGUCCCAGAUGUUUGUUUUUUAUGUUGAUUUUGGGAUUUUGGUUUUGGUUUUUUGGGAUUUUUCAUUUUGCUGAUGCUAACUAUCAGUACUUAGUGCAAUAUACUGUAUCCUUGAAAUCCUUCACCUCUUUCUUUUAGGUUUUACAGUUCUUGGCAUCCUUGAUGCAUUAAAUUACUGCUUCCUUCCGGAUUUAAUCUUCCUUCAGUUGUCUAAUCAGUCAGUUGCUCUAAAAAACAAAAAACAAAAAAAAACAAACAAACAGCCAUUUUCCUCCUCAACAUUGUCACCAAAACUUUUUUUUUUCUUAAAAAUUUGGUUUGACCAAAACAGUAUUGGUUGAUCAGCUGCUUAAUGACUACAGUUGACAUUCUAAGUAAUGAAGAGUGUAUUUCAAAGUUUCCCUUUAAAGAAUUUAAAUCUGUUAAACAAGCAAUUUGAAUUGGAUCUGUAAUGUAAUUUAAAGAUACAACUUGUCCCAAUCAAAUCUCCUCCUUAAACCCCACUGACGCCUUUUAUAGGGAAUGUUUUCAACAAGAUGUAUCUUUACUGAAUGUACCUGUGUAGUAGAAUUACCAUACAACCACAUAAGAGCUGUGAUAUAUAAGAUUAUUCACAAAUGCUACCUCGUUAAGCAUUGAGUUUAAACCUGAUAUUGGUGUAUAUUGUUAAUAUUGUAAAGCUCAGUCAGAAACACUGACACAUGUUGGAGUUUAUAUAACACCAUGUUCAUUUGGUAAUAUCUUGCUGGAUUUAUUAUUGCUAAACGUAAUAAUAAUAAUAUUUUUUAUUUAUAAUGUGCUACAAUUUUCAGGGAUCCACAGACAUAACUAAAUGUUUAUUUGUUGAUAUUAUUUGCCAAACAUUAUAUACAUAAAUGCAUAUUUUCAGAGAGCAAGUGUUUAUUUAAUGAAGUAAUUGAAAGUUUACAAAAAGACACUGCAAAGUUUAUCUGCCUAGUCUGCCUAAUUAUUUUAGUUUUUCAAAUUUGUUUAACCAAAAAUCAACCUUGUGUGAUUUAUGUCUGCAUCAGCCCUACAUUUAAAUCAUUGUCAUGAUUUUAUUGUACUUAUU
Scomber japonicus (chub mackerel) is the source of this 2485-nucleotide messenger RNA. Its product is annotated as tapasin-related protein-like. The transcript is spliced from 8 exons. The record is from RefSeq and is a predicted model, not a curated record. The coding region runs from base 56 to 1342 and encodes 428 amino acids. NCBI's taxonomy places the organism in Eukaryota, Metazoa, Chordata, Actinopteri, Scombriformes, Scombridae.